Daucus carota subsp. sativus is the source of this 1299-nucleotide messenger RNA. Its product is annotated as protein BIG GRAIN 1-like E. The record is from RefSeq and is a predicted model, not a curated record. Bases 164 to 1123 code for a protein of 319 amino acids. NCBI's taxonomy places the organism in Eukaryota, Viridiplantae, Streptophyta, Magnoliopsida, Apiales, Apiaceae. Gene Ontology annotation, biological process: auxin-activated signaling pathway. The transcript has a single exon.
CAUAAGAAAAAAUCAAUCCCAUCUCCUCAUUCUACUGUAGGCUACUUCUUCAUGCCUUAUAUAAUGUCCUCUAAUUACUCCAAACGUUAUCAACAAACACCAACAAGAGAGCAACUUCACUUCUACACUUUCCAAACAAAUAGCAAAGUUGAAGCUAAAAAUCAUGUCCAUAGCAGCUGGACUCCCUCGAAUUCAUGACAAGGGCAACCAAAAAUCAUUCCACCAGCGGCACAACUCCGGUGAACUCGACGUAUUCGAGGCUGCAGGCUAUUUUUCCGGUUCCAACGAUAUCACUGGUGCAAGUACUACACCGCAGCCUAAAAUGAUGAGACCUAGUGGAAGAAUGAGCCUUGACAUUCCAGUGAUGAGUAGCAAGAGAAGCUCAAUUCCAGCACCAACUUAUCAGCACAAGGUCUCGAAAGAUGAGAAAAAAAUGAGGCAGCCGAACUCUCCAGGUGGUAAGCUUGCUAGCUUCUUGAAUUCACUCUUUAACCAGACUUCCUCUAAGACGAAAAAGUCGAAAGUAUCAUCCUCAAAGUCCAUGAAAGAUGAUCAGGAUCAUGAGAUGGGGAGGAGGAAAAGGAGAAGUAGUAUUAGUCACUUUCGAGGUGGAAAGACGACAUCUUCGAAUUGUAACUCUUCGGAUUCGAAGGCUUCGUCUUUUUAUUCAUCAUCCUCGAAUUCCGAAAAAAGGCCUCCUGCAUGUGCAAAAAUCUCUAGUCGUUCUGAACAUAAGCCUGAAGUGAUGGUGAAUUCUUUGUCGAAGAUCAAGUCUUCUUCUUCACACAGGAAAGUUCAUACAGAUGAGAACACGGAAAAUUCUUGGUUGGAUGAAGAAAAAUUCAGAUUUCGCACUCCUAGUGAAAAUUCAUCCGAAAAAUAUUACAAUACUUCGGUUAAGGGGGUUUCGGCUGAUAAGAUAAAUCAUUCCAAGGAUUCGGCAAAUUUUAUAAAUUUUAUAAACAACGAGGACGAUGGAGCUGAGAGUGAUUCAAGUUCUGAUCUCUUCGAAUUACAAAAUUAUGAUUUAAUUUCCUGCUAUUCGAGUGAUUUACCAGUUUACGAGACUACGGAUAUCGAUUCCAUCAAGAGAGGUGCACCAAUUGUCAGUGGCGCCAAGUAGUAUAAUUAACCACACACAUAUACACAUAGCUACGUCGUUUUGUAAAAAAUUCUGUAACACUUUCUGCAGACGUAUGUUCUUGUUUUAAAGUAGUGGUUGUCAUGCAUGUUUGAAGCUGUACUUAUGCAUCCUUUUGAUCAUCUUGUUCUUCUUUUGAAGAUAUUGCGUUAGUAGUA